CUCUAUUCUUACUUCUCUGAGUUCUCUCCGAGGGCUUUCGUCGGUGAACGCGAUUCCAGAGGAAGAACACGCGCAAUGCGGUUUUAUCUGGUAAAAGAACCAAGAUUUGGUUGGAGUAAGCUGUGUCUUUCUGUGAUUUUAUGAAUUGCAGUGAAGUUUUGAGCAAGGAAAUUGUCGACUCUUGCUGGGUUCGGCGAAUAAUUUGAUUUGGUUAGGAAAAAGAGAUGGCGAAUCUUUCUGGGCUAAAUACAGGUGCGGCGAAUCCAAACCCUAACAAGUCAUUCGAGGUGCUUCCGGCUCCUAGUGACUCUGUUUCCAGCCUUAGUUUCAGUCCCAAGGCUAAUCACCUGGUGGCCACUUCUUGGGAUAAUCAGGUUAGGUGUUGGGAAAUUCUGCCAGGUAGUGGUCAGCCAAAGGCAUCGAUAUCGCAUGACCUUCCGGUCCUGUGCUCGACAUGGAAGGAUGAUGGGACAACUGUGUUUUCAGGAGGCUGUGAUAAGCUGGUCAAGAUGUGGCCUUUGAUGUCUGGUGGCCAACCAACCCAAGUUGCUGCGCAUGAUGCACCCAUUAAAGAAAUGGCUUGGAUUCAACAGAUGAAUCUUCUUGUCACAGGGAGCUGGGACAAGACACUGAGGUACUGGGAUACGAGACAAGCACAACCAGUUCAUACACAGCAGCUUCCUGAGCGCUGCUAUGCUUUAACAGUGCUGUAUCCUCUGAUGGUUGUUGGCACUGCAGAUCGACAUCUAAUAAUAUAUAACUUACAAAAUCCUCAGACGGAGUUCAAGAGAAUCACAUCACCAUUGAAGUACCAGACGAGAUGCCUUGCUGCAUUUCCUGACCAACAAGGGUUUUUGGUGGGAUCCAUAGAGGGAAGGGUUGGUGUACACCAUCUGGAUGAUGCACAGCAGAGCAAAAACUUCACAUUCAAAUGCCACAGAGAAGGCAACGAGAUUUAUUCUGUGAAUUCAUUGAAUUUUCAUCCUGUACAUCAUACAUUUGCCACUGCAGGAUCUGAUGGUGCUUUCAAUUUUUGGGACAAGGACAGUAAACAAAGACUGAAGGCAAUGGCUAGGUGCCCUUAUCCUAUCCCAUGCAGCACUUUCAACUAUGAUGGAUCAAUUUUUGCUUAUGCGGUUUGCUAUGACUGGAGCAAGGGUGCUGAAAAUCAUAAUCCGGCUACAGCAAAGACGUAUAUCUAUCUUCAUAGCCCACUGGAAAGUGAAGUUAAAGGGAAGCCUCGUAUAGGAACAGGUGGUCGAAAGUGAACCUUCGGGCGAUCUUAAAUGAAAUGGAUACAGAAUCGUUGCAUUGUUGCUUCAUCUGUGCAGGCUCUUGUUUUUCAUUUUUGGCCAUCGUGCAUGCCUGUAAUUCUGGUCUCUUGAUGCUGAACAUCAUCUUGUAAAUUUAAUCAGCAUUACAUAUAUAGGUAGGUGGUUUUGCAACCACACUUGGUGGGCUGAUGCUCUUGCCUUUCUUCUGGUUCCUAAAUUUUUGAUGUGUUCAGUGAAACACUUGAGGUUUUAGUUAGCCAAAAAAAAAUUACCCAGUUUCUUCCAGAACCUGAUAUAUGAGAUACUGCUGCAUGUUGAUUCUGUAUCACAAUUUAUUAUUAUCCUAGCAGUAUUGUCAGCUUCAAGCAUCUUGUUUCUCUGCAAGCAUCAGAACACCAUAAAAAUUCUUGUAAUCAAUUCAAUUUCAGUUCAA
This is a messenger RNA of Phoenix dactylifera (date palm), 1707 nucleotides long. RefSeq names its product protein RAE1-like. The record is from RefSeq and is a predicted model, not a curated record. NCBI's taxonomy places the organism in Eukaryota, Viridiplantae, Streptophyta, Magnoliopsida, Arecales, Arecaceae. Gene Ontology annotation, molecular function: protein binding.